Molecule: messenger RNA, 865 nt
Organism: Protopolystoma xenopodis
Lineage: Eukaryota; Metazoa; Platyhelminthes; Monogenea; Polystomatidea; Polystomatidae
Source: the annotation of a GenBank genome assembly
CCUCGAAGAGCAGCCCCCCUUCUGGCGUCUUUUGGUGCCCAGAGACGCUCACAGACACGCAGAUGUGUGCAUUCUCUGCUUUGCCCACCGGCGAUGCAAAGAGACUCUGCAGCCAAUCCUGACGCCAGGGGCCUGUUCUGUUCAUCUCAGCUGGAUUGUCUGCCAGCAUCAACGACUUCCGCUCGUCCUAUGGCCUAGGGGCACGCAUCUGCUUUCCCAUCGGCCAGAUCAGUCUUUUCUAAGUCUCCAGACUGGCUUGCAUCCGAUUUUCUGUAGAACUCCCCUCUCCCUCUUCCUCUCCCUCUCCCUCUUCUCCUCAGACCAUGUGCACACACUUUCUGUACCUGUACCGGCGAGACGCCAGCCUCUGCUUCUGGUUGGGCCGCCUAUCUUUCGUUCUGCACACGUACCAGUGCCUAGCAGCCCGGUUUCUUACAGCAACGCACCAUUUUGGCGACCUACGGACGCAAGGAAAAGAGGACUUUCCAGCAUGGCAGUCUACAGAGCCCAUUUCUCCCGCUUCCACGAGGAUUUCUAUGCAGACUCACUACAUACCGCCCAUAACCUGACGCCGGGGUACUGUUCGUUCUCCAGCGAACUCUGCCACGCUGAGCCGUCAUACCCGAUAGCGCCCUUUUUGCACACAGACCUGCCUCCGGCUGGACAGACGGACGGCCUGGUCGGGCGUGGAUCCACCCCAUCGACGGCAUGCCUAGCCUGGGCCUCGGAGACGACUGGCUUCACGCAGCCUCGAGCUCAGGAGUGCGCAGAUGGGGCAGAUGCCGCAGGAGACCUCUUCUGGCAUCAGCUAGCCUCGGGCUGGCCGGAGACACGGCUAACCGCUGUUCGGCGGUUACAUCGGCUC